AACGAUCGUCUCAGUCAUUUGCCAAGCUGAUUCAAGUCAAAAACAUUUUCUCGUGUUUCUGCACAUUCCACUGAAGGUUCAACCAGUCAAAAUGAUGAAGGUUAUUGCUACUGUUCUGCUUAUCUCCGUGCUUGCCGCUCAUGCCAAGCCCACUAGCGUGGAUGAAUCGUUGGAUGCCCCGGUUGCUGAUCUGGUUCAAAGUAGCCUGGCCGUUGCUGAACAGGAUCCAAAAGUGGAAGCCAUCAAAGAAGCUGAUGUUGAAAUGAGCGACCAGAACAAGGAAGCUAUGGAAAAUGCCGAAACUUUCGGAUUUGGAUACUACAAGACGUUCUAUCCACGUGUCUACAUUCCGUCCUACCCAGUUGUGCACCAGUACGCAUAUCCUGUAGUCCACCAUUAUCCAGGAUAUGUGCACUAUUACUAGGAGUAUUGAAAUGUCUAGACAUUGUUGAAAUGUUAUUAUUUAUUUCGAUUAUUUAUUGUGUGAAUAAAGGUGCGAUCUAAAACAAAA
Aedes aegypti (yellow fever mosquito) is the source of this 511-nucleotide messenger RNA. RefSeq lists its product as uncharacterized. NCBI's taxonomy places the organism in Eukaryota, Metazoa, Arthropoda, Insecta, Diptera, Culicidae. The record is from RefSeq and is a predicted model, not a curated record. The coding region runs from base 92 to 424 and encodes 110 amino acids. The transcript is spliced from 2 exons.